AUGACUCCUCCCGUGAGUGUGCACGGGGACCAUGAUGCUCCUCCUCCCAACGCCAACAACGCCACACUUCGCCCUGCCCUCCGAAACCUCCCGCUGCCGCAAUCGCCACAUCCACGCAAGAGGAACAACAGGGAACAAAAAGAAAAACAAGGAUCUCACCGCAGCCCACCGCACCACUACGAACAGUCGCCUCUCCUUCCCCAACCCCAGCGCACCAUCAUCAUCUUGUCGCUAUUCGUCCCUUCCGCCUCGGCCCUUUUUCACCACCCCCCGCACACCGCGUCAGGCAUCCCCAUGGGGCAGAUGAAUAUACGCCUGGUCAUCUCAAAAUGA
This is a messenger RNA of Trypanosoma conorhini, 333 nucleotides long. RefSeq lists its product as uncharacterized. Lineage: Eukaryota; Euglenozoa; Kinetoplastea; Trypanosomatida; Trypanosomatidae. The transcript has a single exon. Bases 1 to 333 code for a protein of 110 amino acids. The record is from RefSeq and is a predicted model, not a curated record.